Cottoperca gobio is the source of this 4238-nucleotide messenger RNA. It is a transcript of the gene selp, whose product is annotated as selectin P. Lineage: Eukaryota; Metazoa; Chordata; Actinopteri; Perciformes; Bovichtidae. The coding region runs from base 276 to 4028 and encodes 1250 amino acids. Gene Ontology annotation, cellular component: membrane; neuronal cell body; endoplasmic reticulum. The record is from RefSeq and is a predicted model, not a curated record. The transcript is spliced from 22 exons. Gene Ontology annotation, biological process: regulation of protein kinase C signaling; cell adhesion; synapse maturation.
AUCUUGUAUCUUGUUGUUAUCUUUGACAUUAAAUAUCAUGAGUAUACUAGGUGUGUGUGUGUGUGUGUGUGUGUGUGUGUGUGUGCGGUGCAUGUGUGUCUCACAGAGUUAUGGGUGGUAGAGUUGUGUCUUUCCUGAAAGGAAGUUACAACAAACAUGAUAUUACAAAAUUGAUCAUUGACUCACUCCCUGGAGGACAAUUACCACCACUUUGCUAUCGAUCGUCAGCAGAGUGGAGUAAAUGCAACGACAAGAUUAACUGAAGACGGAUCAAAAUGAUGUUUCAAGAAUCAGUUGAUAGGAGACAAAGCCUGCGUCGCAUCGUGCUGUUAGCUGCGUUCGUUGUAUUUGUCCAAGAGCUGAGCAGCGGAGGAGGAGCGCAGGCAUGGACCUACAGCUACGACACCACUAUGCGCCGGACAUGGGUUCAGGCCCGCCAGUGGUGCAAGGAUAACUCCACAGAGAUGGUGCAAAGCCGGAUCCAGGAGGAGAGUGUUUUCCUCAACGAUUUUCUGCCACCUUACCCAACACAUUACUGGCUAGGCAUACACAGACUGAGUACAGAGUUCAUCUUUGAAGAAACCAAUGAGACGGUGCCCGAAGAUGCUUUGAAUUGGGCGUCAGGGGAGCCAGAUAGCAAAUUGUUUCAGGACUGUGUUGAGAUUUACAUUAAGAGGGAGACUGACACAGCCAAGUGGAACAACGAGAACUGUCGUAGGAGGAAGGCAACCGUCUGCUACACUGCUUCCUGUAAACAGGAUUCCUGCAGUGACAAUGCCGACUGUGUGGAGACCAUAGGGAACUAUACCUGCCAGUGCCAUCCUGGUUUCCUGGGGUCACGCUGUGAAGAGGCAAUUGCAUGCGAACCCUUGCUGGAUCCAGAACAAGGUUCUCACUACUGUUUGCAAUCCUAUGGGUCCGAUCGUUUCAACUCUUCCUGUCGUUUCCACUGUGCACUUGGCUUUCACAUAGCAGGCGAGCCCCAGCUGCUCUGCCAAGCCAGCGGACGUUGGAGCCACCCUGUUCCUCUGUGUCAAGUUGAACAGUGUCCAGUUCUGGACCGCAGCAACAUCAGUGCAGGCCGUAUAAACUGCAGCCACCCCAUUGCACUGUACAGCUACAACUCCUCCUGUGAGGUCAGGUGUGAUGAAGGCUUUGAGCCCAGUGCACCGGACCAAAUACUUUGUGACCACAUCGGCCAGUGGACCGCCAGUGUCCCAACAUGUGGAGCUAAGAGAUGUCCCACCCUGAACUCCUCCUCUCAUGGCUCCUUCGUCUGCUCUGAUCCUCAUGAAGAGUUCAGUUUUGGAUCUCGGUGCACAUCAAGCUGUGAGGAGGGUUUUGUCUUGAAUGGGACGGUGGACACAGAGUGCACCUCUCUGGGCAAUUGGAGCGCAGACAUCCCAAGUUGCUUCGCUAAGAGAUGUCCCACCCUGAACUCCUCCUCUCAUGGCUCCUUCGUCUGCUCUGAUCCUCAUGAAGAGUUCAGUUUUGGUUCUCGGUGCACAUCAAGCUGUGAGGAGGGUUUUGUCCUGAAUGGGACAGCAGACACAGAGUGCACCUCUCUGGGCAAUUGGAGCGCAGACAUCCCAACUUGCUUUGCUAAGAGAUGUCCCACCCUGAACUCCUCCUCUCAUGGCUCCUUCGUCUGCUCUGAUCCUCAUGAAGAGUUCAGUUUUGGAACUCGGUGCACAUCAAGCUGUGAGGAGGGUUUUGUCCUGAAUGGGACGGCAGACACAGAGUGCACCUCUCUGGGCAAUUGGAGCGCAGACAUCCCAACUUGCUUUGCUAAGAGAUGUCCCACCCUGAACUCCUCCUCUCAUGGCUCCUUCGUCUGCUCUGAUCCUCAUGAAGAGUUCAGUUUUGGAUCUCGGUGCACAUCAACCUGUGAGGAGGGUUUUGUCCUGAAUGGGACGGCAGACACAGAGUGCACCUCUCUGGGCAAUUGGAGCGCAGACAUCCCAACUUGCUUCGCUAAGAGAUGUCCCACCCUGAACUCCUCCUCUCAUGGCUCCUUCGUCUGCUCUGAUCCUCAUGAAGAGUUCAGUUUUGGUUCUCGGUGCACAUCAAGCUGUGAGGAGGGUUUUGUCCUGAAUGGGACAGCAGACACAGAGUGCACCUCUCUGGGCAAUUGGAGCACAGACAUCCCAACUUGCUUUGCUAAGAGAUGUCCCACCCUGAACUCCUCCUCUCAUGGCUCCUUCGUCUGCUCUGAUCCUCAUGAAGAGUUCAGUUUUGGUUCUCGGUGCACAUCAAGCUGUGAGGAGGGUUUUGUCCUGAAUGGGACGGCAGACACAGAGUGCACCUCUCUGGGCAAUUGGAGCGCAGACAUCCCAACUUGCUUUGCUAAGAGAUGUCCCACCCUGAACUCCUCCUUUCAUGGCUCCUUCGUCUGCUCUGAUCCUCAUGAAGAGUUCAGUUUUGGAACUCGGUGCACAUCAAGCUGUGAGGAGGGUUUUGUCCUGAAUGGGACGGCAGACACAGAGUGCACCUCUCUGGGCAAUUGGAGCGCAGACAUCCCAACUUGCUUUGCUAAGAGAUGUCCCACCCUGAACUCCUCUUCUCAUGGCUCCUUCGUCUGCUCUGAUCCUCAUGAAGAGUUCAGUUUUGGAUCUCGGUGCACAUCAACCUGUGAGGAGGGUUUUGUCUUGAAUGGGACGGUGGACACAGAGUGCACCUCUCUGGGCAAUUGGAGCGCAGACGUCCCAACUUGCUUUGCUAAGAGAUGUCCCACCCUGAACUCCUCCUCUCAUGGCUCCUUCGUCUGCUCUGAUCCUCAUGAAGAGUUCAGUUUUGGAUCUCGGUGCACAUCAAGCUGUGAGGAGGGUUUUGUCUUGAAUGGGACGGCAGACACAGAGUGCGCCUCUGUGGGCAAUUGGAGCGCAGACGUCCCAACUUGCUUUGCUAAGAGAUGUACCACCCUGAACUCCUCCUCUCAUGGCUCCUUCGUCUGCUCUGAUCCUCAUGAAGAGUUCAGUUUUGGAUCUCGGUGCACAUCAAGCUGUGAGGAGGGUUUUGUCUUGAAUGGGACGGCAGACACAGAGUGCACCUCUCUGGGCAAUUGGAGCGCAGACGUCCCAACUUGCUUUGCUAAGAGAUGUCCCACCCUGAACUCCUCCUCUCAUGGCUCCUUCGUCUGCUCUGAUCCUCAUGAAGAGUUCAGUUUUGGAUCUCGGUGCACAUCAAGCUGUGAGGAGGGUUUUGUCCUGAAUGGGACGGCAGACACAGAGUGCACCUCUCUGGGCACAUGGACUGCAGACAUCCCAACUUGCUUCGCUAAGAGAUGUCCCACCCUGAACUCCUCCUCUCAUGGCUCCUUCGUCUGCUCUGAUCCUCAUGAAGAGUUCAGUUUUGGAUCUCGGUGCACAUCAAGCUGUGAGGAGGGUUUUGUCCUGAAUGGGACGGUGGACACAGAGUGCACCUCUCUGGGCAUGUGGAGCAGAGAAUUACCCCACUGUCUGGCGCGACCAUGCCCCCUUGUGGCCAACGCUUCGCCACAUGGCAGGGUGAACUGCAGCCAUCCGUUCUCUCGUUUCAGCUAUGGCUCCCACUGUGACUUUAAAUGUAAUGAGGGCUUCUUCCUGAGAGGAACACCAACUCUGACAUGCAAUAACUCAGGCCGCUGGAGUCAGGAUCUGCCCACCUGCCAGCCCCUACAGUGUGAGGAUAUCCGUGCCUCUUUAUCCCUGUCUGUGAACUGCUCACAUCCUCUGGGGAACUUCAGCUUUGGCUCUCAGUGUCUUUUCACCUGUGAAGAGGGAUUCUCCCUGUACGGCACAGAGGUGCUGUUUUGCUCCUCCACUGGGUCUUGGAAUGACAGCCUGCCUAUCUGCACGGAAAAUAUGGGAACUGGGACUGCCAUGAUGCAGUCUUCAGGUGUAAAAGCAGCCUACAUUGUCGGGCCACUGGUCCUGAUAGGACUGGCUUUGUUGCUUAUAAUACUAUUCAAGAAAAGAGGGAAUCCCAACAUGUCUGAAGCACCAGCAUGGGGAGUCAGAGACAAUCCAGCAUUUGAUUUUGAGUCUUGAUUUUUGCAGCAAAAUCAUUUCAAAUACUGCAGCCUCAUGCUUGCUCUUAUUAUAUGUAAGUGUGGUUUGUGUACGAUACUGGUACUAAAACAUUACAGUAGGAUUAGAGCUUUGCAUUAAUACUUACACAAAGUAAAGUGUGUGUGCAUCACCUGCUUUGUGUUUUUGCUUGAUUGCUUGAUUGCUUGAUCAAUAAACUAUCAAACAAUU